CCCAGCGCCAGGCACCGGCGGGGACAUCACGGACGCCGUCGAUCAGCAGCUCGCGCUCAAGCGGCUCGCGCUGGCCGAAGCCGAGCGCCGUCUGGCCGAGCUGCUGCAGGAGGUGGAGGCUGCCGAGCGCAGGAACCUGGCCGCUGCACAGGAGCUGCAGCGGCUGGAGGACGCGGCCGCCCAGGGCAAGGCGCUGGAACAGCACCGCGAGUCCCUGCGCCGUGCGCUGGCGCGCAAGCUGGAGCUGCUGGGGCGGCUGCGCGUGGAGGCCGAGGAGCUGGAGCGACGCCUGGAGGCGCAGCGCACGGAGCUGGGGCGGCGGGGAGCGCAAGCGGCGCAGCUCCGGAGGGAGAUCGCGGAGGAGCGCGGGGAGGACGGGCGCCGGCACGCGCGCGAGCUGAGCGCCGCCGCCGAGCUAGCGCUGGAGGAGAUGGCGCGUCAGCAGCGCGAGCUGGAGGAGCGCCUCGAUCAGAUGCUGACGCGCAUCGCAAAGGAGACGGAGGACAUCCGGGACCUGGAGCAGCAGCUCACGGAGGGCCAGAUUGCCGCGAACGACGCGCUAAAGCGUGACCUGGAGGGCAUCAUCGCGGGGCUGCAGCAGUACCUGUCGGGCGUGCAGGACCGGGCGCGCCAGGCCGGCGAGGCAUGCGGGCGCCUGCAGCAGGAGAACGAGGAGCUGCAGCGCCGCCUCGCUCAGCUGCAGCAGGACAAGCAGGAGCUGGAGGUGGUGGCCGAAGAUGCGGACGUCAUGCGUAAGGAGGUGUUGGAGCUGGAGCGGUUGCUGCAGGAGCAGCAGGAGGCCAACGCGUCCCUGCAGGGGGAGCAAGGCGAGCGAGACGCCCAGCUGCAGGCCCAGCUCGACGAGAUGGAGAUCGAGCAUCAGCAGCUGCAGGACCAGCUGCGUGCCCAGCACCAGCGCAGCAAGGGGGAGCAGGCGGCGCUGCUGGCGGAGCUCCAGCGGGAGAAGGAGGCGCUGGAGGCCGCCAUCGAGCAGGCGGGUCAGGCGCGGGCCCACGAGCAGGAGAACCAGCGGCUGCUGCAGCAGCUGCGUGCGCUGCAGGCGAGCCCAGCGAUGCUGAGCAGGCGCCUCCAGGACGCGGAGGCGCAGGCGGAGAGGACGGCGCGGGAGACGGUGCGGCGCGACGAGGUGGCGGCGCACCUCACGCAGCUCCGCGAGGAGGUGGAGGGGCCCCGCGGUCCCCUCGACGAGGAGGAGGAGGGGUGA
Lethenteron reissneri (Far Eastern brook lamprey) is the source of this 1225-nucleotide messenger RNA. Its product is annotated as centriolin-like. The record is from RefSeq and is a predicted model, not a curated record. Lineage: Eukaryota; Metazoa; Chordata; Hyperoartia; Petromyzontiformes; Petromyzontidae.